AUGCAAAAGAACCCACGUGCCAACUAUUUUUGCAGGCAUGAAAGACGUCAUCCUGGCAAGAAGCCACCUGAAUAUACUCAAGAUGGUAAAUCCUUUGGAUAUCAGAAUCAUCCUCUAAGGCAUGAAAGAAUACGUACUGGAGAGAAACCCUGUGAAGAUAUUCAAUGUGGUGAAACCUUUGCAUAUCGCGACAGCCUUCGAAUACAUAAAAGAACACAGGCUGGAGGAAAACCCUAUGAGUGCAACCAGUGUGGUAAAGCCUUUUCACGAAGCAGUCAUCUCUCACGACAUGAAAGAAUACAUACUGGAGAGAAACCAUACAAAUGUAAUCAUUGUGAUAAAGCCUUUUCACGGCACAGUAGUCUCCAAAUACAUGAAAGAACACAUACCGGAGAGAAACCGUAUGUAUGUAGUCAAUGUGGUGUGGCGUUUGCAUGUCACAGUACUCUCCAAAUACAUAAAAGAACACAUACGGGAGAGAAACCUUAUAAAUGUAGCCAAUGUGAUAAAGUGUUUGCUUGUCAAAGUGGUCUCCUGUAUCAUAAAAAAACACACACUGGAGAGAAACCCUAUGAAUGUACUCACUGUGGUAAGGCCUUUGCACAUCACAAUCAUCUUCAAAUACAUAAAAGAACACACACUGGAGAGAAACCCUAUGAAUGUAAUCAAUGUGGUAAAACCUUCGCACGUAACAGUCAUCUCAAAGUACAUAAAAGUACACAUACUGGAGAGAAACCCUUUGAAUGUAAUCAGUGUGGUAAAACCUUUGUAUAUAACAGUCAUCUCCAUGUACAUAAAAGUACACAUACUCAAGAGAAACUCUUUGAAUGUAACCAAUGUGGUAAAACCUUUGCAUGUCAGAGUUAUCUUCGAAAGCAUGAAAGAAUUCAUCCUUGAGAGAAACCCUAUAAAUGUAUUCAAUAUGCUGAAGCAUUUUCACAUUUCUAGAGUCUUCUCUGUCAGGAAGGAAUUCAUACGAGAGAGAAACCUUGUGGAUGUAUUUAAUAUGGUGAAGCCUUUGCACUUUUCUGUAGUCUUCAUCAUCAUGAAAGUAUUUAUAGUGGAGAGAAAUU
Molecule: messenger RNA, 1073 nt
Organism: Acomys russatus (golden spiny mouse)
Lineage: Eukaryota; Metazoa; Chordata; Mammalia; Rodentia; Muridae
Product: zinc finger protein 239-like
Exons: 2
Coding region: 1-897 (298 amino acids)
Biological process (GO): regulation of transcription by RNA polymerase II
Molecular function (GO): RNA polymerase II cis-regulatory region sequence-specific DNA binding; DNA-binding transcription factor activity
Source: RefSeq, a predicted model, not a curated record